Molecule: messenger RNA, 1102 nt
Organism: Linum tenue
Lineage: Eukaryota; Viridiplantae; Streptophyta; Magnoliopsida; Malpighiales; Linaceae
Source: the annotation of a GenBank genome assembly
CAACAAACCAAAUCCUGUGGUCAGAAAUGGGCUAAUAACCAAUGUCGUGAACCCAAUUCUAACGUACGAUGAGAUUGACUCCUCCACCAAUCAGGGAGCUGGGCCGCAUCACUAUAAGAAGGGCAGUUUUCUUUCGUGGGCGAGGCAGAAAAAAAAAAAGUUUCACUGAGUACGUAAGGCGAAUUUGAGAAAUGGCUUCCAUGAUUUCUUCCUCCGCCGUGGCCACCGUGAGCCGCCGCACCGGCGCUCAGGCCAGCAUGGCCGCCCCUUUCACCGGACUCAAGUCCACCUCCGCCUUCCCCGCCACCAGGAAGUCCACCAACGACAUUACUUCCAUCGCAAGCAACGGUGGCAGAGUCCAGUGCAUGAAGGUGUGGCCACCAAUCGGUAAGAAGAAGUACGAGACCCUCUCCUACCUUCCUCCAUUGUCGGAGGAGUCGUUGGCCAAGGAGGUCGACUACCUGCUCCGCUCAGGAUGGGUUCCUUGCCUGGAGUUCGAGACGGAGCAUGGUUUUGUGUACCGCGAGAACCACAGGUCGCCGGGGUACUAUGACGGAAGGUACUGGACGAUGUGGAAGCUUCCCAUGUUUGGGUGCACCGACUCGUCCCAGGUGAUGAAGGAGCUCCAGGAGUGCAUCAAGGAGUACCCCCAGGCCUUCGUCCGCAUCAUCGGAUUCGAUAACAAGCGCCAAGUACAGUGCAUCUCCUUCAUCGCCUACAAGCCGAAAGGAUACAACUAAAACUCGUUGACCCUCCAAUUCCUACGUACCACCAUAAUAAUAGUACUUAUGGGAAAUAGGUCGUGGUCAAGUGGCCGUGCCGCUGAUUUUCAGUUUGUAGUUCUCAGGUUCGAAUCCAAUAGAAGAUGCUUAUUUUCCCCCUCUUCUAGUAGUAUCUUGUAACAGGUUUCUGUAAAAAAAUAACAAAGCCUCCUGUUACAGGUAUAAUAAUAUAAUAAUAUUUUGCUAUACUAUAGUUUGUGUUUAAAAUAUGCUCACUUAUUGAAUCGGCUUAGCUUCUCCCCAUCUUUCUUUCUUUUGUUUGGUGGUUGUGUAAAAUUUGCAUAUACUAUAGUUUGUGUUUAAUAUGUUUACUCAUUGAA